AUCGAUCCCACCUCUAACCAACCCGCGUUGCCGUACUUCAAUUCCGAAGUACGUACUCCUCCACACCAUUUCUACACCUUCAUCUACAUCUACAUCAGAAACCCCCCUCGGCUUGGGUCUCUUCUGAUCAUAUUCCUCCCUCUUUCCCCUCGCUUCCGCCGCAAUCCCUACCCUAAGUCAGGCCUUGCCAUCUUUCGCCUUAAGCCGCCGCCGCCGCCGCCCUCCCCGCUAUACCUUUGGUCUGAUUUAAAACCGUCUUCCUCUAUCUACAAUCAAGCUGGCAGGGAAUAAGCGGAGAAGUUUUUCUAGCCAGGGUGGGUUGCUGAACAGAAUGUUCAGUGGCUCCUCGAGCCCACCCAAAGACAAGUCAGAUUCAGUUCCACAUUCCGGUGCUGUUGAUACGCAAUCUUUGAGUGUACUUGAAGAAGGCACUCCGCCUCAAAGCAGCAAGUUUCUAUCGUCCGGCGGAUUUUUCAAUAGAAGGACUAGCGAAGACCAGGGCCCUACCGGAGAGAAGAAGCGCCGGAGUAGCACAGUCACGAAGGCGGCGACGUUUUUCACCAACGCGAAGAAUUCGCUGAGCUUGAGUAGUAGUCCCCGCGAAUCUUCUUCUAUUAAUUACACGGUUCGACCGCCACAAACCCUGCAGUCACUUGGGAGCAUGGACCCGGCAUUGAGUGUCCCCCAAGGGUCAUUGAACAAUUCGGCUGGCGAUUCGCUACCAACUCCUCGCUCAUCAUUCAAAGUUGGUGUCACAGAGGAUCGAAAUCGAAAAUGUCGCCGGACUAUGGAGGAUACCCAUGCAUACCUGUACAACUUUUUGGGGACGCCCGCACCCUUAGCCCGGGCUGAUGGCGAGAGCAACGAGAUUGAUUUUUCCCUCGCACCGGACGAAACUUCCAGCGUUAUCGAGACCGACAACGGCUAUUUCUCUAUAUUUGAUGGGCAUGCCGGCACAUUCGCUGCUGAAUGGUGUGGGAAGAAAUUACAUCUAAUUCUAGAAGAAAUCAUGCGGAAGAAUCCCAAUGCGCCUGUUCCGGAACUUCUUGACCAAACAUUUACUAGUGUUGAUCAGCAAUUGGAGAAGUUACCUGUGAAAAACAGUGGGUGUACUGCUGUCGUUGCGCUCCUGCGAUGGGAAGACCGGAUCCCCAGCUCGCAUUCGGCCACCGGCUCUUCGGCACUUGCUCCCGCGGCCGCUGCUGCCGCUGCGAGGGACGAUUCCAAUUCGGAAGCUGAUGACACACCGACCCAAGCCACUAGUAGUGGCGCCUCCAUCCUUCCGAAACUGCAAGAGAAGGCUAUACGGCAACGCGUCUUGUAUACGGCCAAUGUCGGUGAUGCUCGUAUAAUCCUUUGUCGCAACGGCAAGGCGCUCCGGUUGUCCUACGAUCACAAGGGUAGCGAUGAGAACGAAGGCAAGAGGAUAACGAAUGCCGGGGGCUUGAUCCUUAACAAUAGAGUAAAUGGCGUUCUCGCAGUGACCAGAGCCUUAGGCGAUGCAUAUCUCAAGGAUCUCGUCACCGGACAUCCGUAUACUACAGAGACUGUAAUUCUGCCGGACUCUGACGAAUUCAUUAUAUUGGCCUGUGAUGGCCUUUGGGAUGUCUGCAGUGAUCAGGAAGCCGUCGAUCUUAUUCGCAAUGUUCCAGACGCUCAGGAAGCAUCUAAGAUCCUUGUCGAUUAUGCCCUUGCGCGAUUCAGCACCGACAAUCUUUCUUGCAUGGUUAUUCGAUUUGAUACCGACCGCGUCAAGGAGGUUAUCAACAGGACAGCUGACCCUAUUGGCGUUGUUGGCGAUCCAUCUAUGGACGUUGAGCAUGGAGUGAGCGAGGCAGAUAAGAUUGUCGAGGGGGCUCGGAAGAGCAUGGCCAAUGCAGGCAUCACAGACGACAGUGAAAUGGCUGAAAAGGUAAAGGAUGAAAUCCUGCAAAAGAUGGCCGAUGAGGGAUCCGGGCCAGAGCUGGCCACGAACAACCAUAAUGACGCACCAACAGUCAGUCACUUAAACAAGACUGUGGAUGCAAAUAGUGGAAGCCCUUAAGCAUCAAGUAACAACCCCCUGCAAGACUGGCGUUGUGUCAGGAAGGGCGGUUGAGCUACCUCUAUAUCUCGGUCCAGGCAAUGAAUUUGUGAUUCUGUUUUCGUUUCCCCUCUCUUUCUCUCCUUGUUAUUUAAACAACUUACUGGCGUCGAUUGCAGUUCAGGGACUUUGGGGACCUCGGUCGCCCAUGGUCACCGGCAUGAUCUUCUCUUCUUAACCCUUUGGCCCAAAUCUGGGCGGGUGUAUUUGUCAGUUCUUCUUUUGUUCUGAUUCUGUAACCUUUUUUUUUUCUCUCUCCCUUCUUAUUCGCAUCUAGAGGCACCUAACCUCUGACUUAUGGCAUUAACCGAACCAAGGGGAACUGAUCCGGUUAUACGUGUGUUCUCCCUCGGA
Molecule: messenger RNA, 2437 nt
Organism: Aspergillus alliaceus
Lineage: Eukaryota; Fungi; Ascomycota; Eurotiomycetes; Eurotiales; Aspergillaceae
Gene: ptcG
Product: type 2C protein phosphatase PTC1
Exons: 3
Coding region: 332-2044 (570 amino acids)
Biological process (GO): protein dephosphorylation
Molecular function (GO): protein serine/threonine phosphatase activity; cation binding
Source: RefSeq, a predicted model, not a curated record